AGAAUAUACAAAUUAAACACACGCACAUAUAUAUAUACACACACAUUGACGAUCAAUAGACCAUCAAAGAGAUAGCCGUUCAUUCCAAAUAAUACAAUCGCAAUAACUUCCAGCUUGGUAGGUCCUUUGUAUCUGUUAAUUAAUUCUCCGAUUCCAAAGAUGGAAGCUGGCCGACAUCAUGAUGCUGAGCCCACCACAAAUGCAAACAAAUAUAGCAAUUUGACAGAAGGCGAUUCUUUAGCAAAUGGGGCUAGCUUUGAUCCAAAAGUUAGAUCAGAAUGCAAGCCGGGGGAGAUUCUCCGGAACUUAGAGAAUGUUUCCUAUAUAUAUAGACAAGAUGUUGUGAAAAGCAAAACUGAUGAGAAGAUUGGGAUAGUCACCGAGGUUGCUGGUGACUCAGAUUCAGAUAGCAGCUUAACUGAUGAUGAAGAUGAGGAUGAGGAUGAUGGAGAAGAAGACGAUGACGAUGAUGAUGGUGGUGGUGUUCAUUAUGAUGAUGAUGAUGAUGGUGAUUCCAACACAGAAGAGGAUAGGGAUAACAAUGAAAAGGCCGAGGAAACUAAUGAUGGGAACAAAGACCGUAGUAACUAUAAGAAUGAUCCGCUUGUCGCAGACCAUGUUCGAGUCCUCUGGAUGGAUGAGACUGAGUCAACAGAGAGUAUUAAUAAUGUCAUUGUUGUCGACAGAGGAUUUCUACAGGGUGAUUAUGUUGCUGCAGCUUCUGAUCCAACAGGUCAAGUAGGACUGGUGGUUGAUAUCAAUAUAUCCGUAGAUUUGUUAGCGCAUGAUGGAUCUAUGUUUAAAAAUGUCUCAUCUAGGGAUUUGAAACGUGUUCGGGAUUUUACAGUUGGUGAUUAUGUUGUCCUUGGCCCUUGGUUGGGUAGGAUUGAUGAUGUUUUUGAUAAUGUCACUGUGAUGUUUGAUGAUGGUUCUGUAUGUAAAGUUAUGAAGGCUGACCCUUUACGUCUUAAACCAGUUGGUAGGAAUGGCCUUGAAGAUGGACAUUUUCCUUUCUAUCCUGGUCAGCGUGUAAAAGCAAGCUCAUCAUCAGUUUUCAAGAACUCCAGAUGGUUAUCUGGCUUGUGGAAAGCAAAUAGGUUAGAAGGUACAGUAACUAAAGUUACUGUUGGUUCUGUUUUCAUCUACUGGAUUGCAUCUGCUGGAUUUGGACCCAAUUCCUCCACUACUCCAGCUGAAGAACAAAAUCCGAAGAACUUGAAACUGAUGUCCUGCUUUUCUCAUGCAAGCUGGCAACUAGGUGACUGGUGUCUUCUUCCUUCAUCAUCUUUUGCCUUGGACAAGCAAUUGUCAAAAUUACAACUUAGUGACUCCACCAAAACUGUAUCAGAGUCUUCUCAAUCUUUAGCAGAUUGUGAUUCAGAAGUUGUCAAUUUGGAGGAAUCAACAGGGAAUAGUGAAUGUAUGGAAAAUGAUGUGGAAUCUUCUGUGGAUGGCAAUUGUGAAACUUUAGAGCAUGAUUCCCUUGCAGAGUCCAGUACAUGUGCUAAUUCACUGUCAGUUCCCAAGGAAUCAGGCCAAGAGUCAUGGCCCCUUCAUCGUAAAAAGAUCCGCAAAGUUGUGGUUAGGAGAGAUAAAAAGGCACGUAAGAAAGAGGAAAAUUUUGAAAGAGCUCUUCUAAUUGUGAAUACUAGGACUUCUGUUGAUGUUGCCUGGCAGGAUGGAAAAAUAGGAAGAGGUUUGGAAUCUACAUCCUUGAUCCCUAUUGAGAGCCCCGGAGAUCAUGAAUUUGUUGCUGAACAGUAUGUCAUAGAGAAAGCUGCUGAUGAUGCUGACGAUGCUAAUGAUGUUAGGCGUGUUGGGGUUGUGAAAAGUGUUAAUGCAAAGGAACGUACAGCUUCUGUGAGGUGGUUAAAGCUAGUUACCAGGGCAGAGGACCCCAAGGAGUUUGACAAAGAGGAAGUGGUCAGUGUAUAUGAGCUCGAGGGGCAUCCUGACUAUGACUAUUGUUACGGUGACGUUGUUGUUCGUUUGUUACCUGUUUCUCUACCAGCAAAAGUGGGUGCUGUUGUGAAAUCUACAGAAGAAUCAGAAAAUUUGUUGGUUCCAAUUGAAGCCGAAGAAGAUGAGCAAAAGCAUUCGAGAUGCAAUGAAGCAGAAGCCGGUCCAAGUGAUGAUACUUGUUCCGAAUUUUCAAAUCUCUCUUGGGUUGGGAAUAUCACUGGACUCAGAGAUGGAGACAUCGAAGUCACGUGGGCUGAUGGGAUGAUAUCCCUGGUCGGGCCUCAAGCAAUUUAUGUUGUUGAUCGUGAUGAUGAUGAGUCUAUCGCGGCCGGAAGUGAUGUUGGUGAUGAUGCAGCUAGCUGGGAAACAAUUGAAGAUCAUGAAAGGGAGGUCCUGGGGAAUGUAGAAGAGGAACUUGGAACAACAAAUGCUACUGACAUCAGUAUUGAAGAUGAUGAUGGUGCCAUGGCCACUGAAGAUUCAGGAAGGAAUGGGGCUCUGGCUAUUCCCCUGGCUGCACUAGGAUUUGUGACCAGGCUGGCCUCUGGAAUAUUUUCUAGGGGCCGCAAACAGACUGAUUCUUCGAGUUUAGAUUCCAGAAGUGAAGAUGAAGAAAGGGAGGGUGCAUUGGCCAGAAUAUAUACUGGCGAUGAAUCAUGGUCCCAAAGGUCUGGAGACCUUGAUAAUUCUCCAAGGCUACCUGCUGCAGAAAAGGGAGAACAACAUGACACUAUGGAAGUGACAGAGUUGGACGUCAUUGAGGCUAACUUGAAGCCAGGAAUAGGAAAUUCCUCAGAUCAACGUGAUAACCAAACGUAUAGUUUUAAACGCUUUGAUAUCACAACGGGUCCUUAUGAUCAUCAUUUUCUUGGUACAAGUGGCCAGAAUAAUGCUGGGAGGAAGUGGCUUAAGAAAGUUCAACAAGAUUGGAACAUCCUUCAGAAUAACCUGCCAGAUGGAAUAUAUGUACGUGUUUAUGAAGAUCACAUGGAUCUUCUAAGGGCAGUGAUUGUUGGAGCAUAUGGGACUCCUUACCAAGAUGGCUUAUUCGUCUUUGAUUUCCACCUUCCACCUGAGUACCCUGAUGUUCCACCAUCAGCAUAUUAUCAUUCUGGUGGCUGGCGGAUAAAUCCAAACCUGUACGAGGAAGGGAAGGUCUGUCUCAGCCUUUUAAAUACUUGGACGGGCAGAGGAAAUGAGGUCUGGGAUCCUUCAUCCUCAAGUAUACUUCAAGUCCUAGUUUCACUUCAAGGGCUAGUCUUGAAUUCCAGGCCAUAUUUUAAUGAAGCUGGUUAUGACAAGCAAGUUGGGACAGCUGAAGGAGAAAAAAAUUCACUAUCAUACAACGAAAAUACCUUCUUAUUGAACUGCAAGACAAUGAUGUAUCUGAUGAGGAAGUCUCCUAAGGAUUUUGAAGAGCUUAUCAGAGAACACUUUAGAAUGCGUGGUUACUACAUCCUCAAGGCCUGUGACACUUAUAUGAAAGGAUUCCUUAUUGGCUCUCUCAGAAAAGAUGCUUCCGUAAGCAGUAACAACAGCGCUAAUUCAAAUUCAGUUGGUUUCAAGCUAAUGCUGGCUAAGAUUGUACCGAAACUUUUCUUGGCUCUGAAAGAAAUAGGAGUGGAGUGUGAGGAGUUCAAGCAUCUCCACCAAUUGUAGUAGAGAUCUUGAAGCAUUUGGUGUAUAUCAUUGUUCAGUCCAGCAAGACUGCUAUGCUAGUUUUGCAAGGCAUGAAGAAUUGGAUGGCUAACAGGGAGUUUCUUUGUCCAAUAAUGCUAGUGUAUUUCUUUCAUAGCCCGUUCAUCCAUUCAUCCAGCCCCUUGAACAAUUGACAUAAGAACAAUGAAUUUUGUAUGUCAAAUUUCAAGCUUAUCGCCAUUUCUUGUGGUUGCCGGGGCAAAGAGUGGUUAGCGAUGGAAAAUGCCAUUUCUUGUGGUUGCCGGGGCAAAGAGUGGUUAGCGAUGGAAAAUAACAUGAAUCAUACAGAGCACGCGCAGAGGUGGUUUGUGUUAUUCUUUGCAUUUGGUACUAGAGGCAUUUGUAUGUCGUUUGUUCCAGCGAUUACUUGAACGAGCUGGGUUUGCGAUGUCUUAAGUCCCUUGUUAACACUUGAAACUGUUAUUUUGCGUGUUAACAGAAUAAGAUCAGCCAGAUGGUUCGUUCUUGAGGCAUGUUUUUCAUCUUUA
This is a messenger RNA of Lycium ferocissimum, 4148 nucleotides long. RefSeq names its product probable ubiquitin-conjugating enzyme E2 23. The record is from RefSeq and is a predicted model, not a curated record. Lineage: Eukaryota; Viridiplantae; Streptophyta; Magnoliopsida; Solanales; Solanaceae. The coding region runs from base 160 to 3621 and encodes 1153 amino acids. The transcript has 9 exons.